Peromyscus maniculatus bairdii (prairie deer mouse) is the source of this 5079-nucleotide messenger RNA. Lineage: Eukaryota; Metazoa; Chordata; Mammalia; Rodentia; Cricetidae. The record is from RefSeq and is a predicted model, not a curated record.
UCCUCUUCCUCUUCUUCCUCUUCUUCCUCUUCUUCUUCCUCUUCUUCCUCUUCCUCCUCUUCCUCCUCUUCCUCUUCCUCUUCCUCCUCCUCCUCCUCUUCUUCUUCUUCUUCAGUCUUAACUUGCAACCAAACUGAUCAGGAAUUCACCAUGUAACCCAAGCUGCACUUGAAUUUGUGGGUGAACCUCCUGCCUCAGCCUCCAGGCUGUAACUAUGCCACUAGGCCCAGCCAGGGUAGCAUUUAAUCUUAAAUCAAUCCCUGUCUCUUCUAAUCCCAUCUCAGUAACAGCAGCUGUUCCAAACUCCUAAAUUACUAAUCCUCUUUAAAGCCUUUUGCCUGGGGGCUGGGAUCGUACCUCACAGGUAGAGAGCUAUUCUAGCAUAAACCGAGUCAGGGUUUAAGACCGGCACUUUGUGGGCAGGGCAGGGCGUGGCUUACAGAAGAGCCUUUCCCCUCCAUCCAUCCUCAAUGUGUCAGUCAAGAUUUUGAAGCAGGAUGCUGGCUUUUCUCAGUUAGUCUGGAGCUUUAAUACCAAAGUGACCUACCUGGUGUUUUGGUUUCUGCCUAGGUGACUAAUGGGGGGUAGACUCAUCACACAUUCUUCCUUUCCAGUGGUUAUUCACACAAGGAAUGGGAAAGUGUUGAAAGUGUUACAUUUCUCUCGGGAGCUGCGUUUUUCCAGUUGUGUUGGACAGUCUGCAAGUAACCCUGAGAGACGCUAGCUAGCUCUAGCCUAGUGUAUGACGGGGAGGAAGUCACAGGCCUCAGCUGCAGGGCCACCACACCCAGCAUUGCUUGAGGCGUCAUUGAUCUCGGCUGCCCUGAGUUCAAGGCAGGAAGGACACAAAACGGUUUGCUUGGUAACCCGGGCUUUCACCUCAGCACCCCUCCCCUUUCCAGUGCUGGGGUUCCAGUUCAGGGCCUUGUGUGUUGGAGGCAAACACUCCACACCCGAGUUAUCUCCCAAGAGUCUUCUGCUUUUGAGGCUCAUGAGGAGAUCUUAGGGAGAGGUCUGUGAACAAGGGAGGUGGUUUACAGUUUUCAAAGUGAGCUCAUUAUAGGCCACUGACAUGUCUUAGGGGAGGCUGGAAUGUAGGGACAUUAGUGUGGGUUAUGAGGCUAAAUUGCCAGGGUUCUCAGCUGAAACCUGCCACGUUUUCCUGGUUUGAUGUAUCCCUCUGUGCUGUAUGUAGUCCCACGGGAAAGACGAGGCCUCCCAUAUAGGACCGCUCGGAGUAAAGGAAUUAACCGAGGGCUGGGAUGUGGUAUAGUGUUGGCCUACCAUGUCCAAAGCCCGAGAUGCCGUCCUCAGUGUGACGGCGACAGCCUUCCCCUCAGAAACAAACAAGAAAACAAUUGUAAAACCCAUGGGUAGUACUUGGCACUGUAGCUAAGGGUUCAGUCCCUCUGCUAACUGUUGUGAUACAUUCUGGUUUUCCUCAUCUCCUACGUCCAAAAUCUGAGUAGUUUGCCACACUUACUUUAUCUGUCCAUGUACUCCCAGUUGUAGAUUUGAUAAUCAACCACUGCCUGUCAGCUGGGCAUGGUGGCACAAUUGUUUAAAGUUUAUUUUAUGUGUAUAAGUGUUUUGCCUUUACCACAUGCAUGGCUGGUGCCUAAGGAAGUCUGAAGAAAGUGUCAGAUCUCCUGGGACUAGAGUUAGAGAUGUUACGAGCCACUCUACAGACGCUGGGAACCGAACCUGUGCCUCUGCAAGAGCAAGUGCUCUUUUCACACUUAUUUAUUUGUGUGUAUGUGUUCUCUUGUGUGUGUUUAUCUUUGUGUUUAUGAUGCGGUGUUAGACCUAAGUCAGAAUCCUUUAGAAGGAUCUGUGCUCCCACACAAUGCCUACCUUGUGCUGGGUUUCCUCAGAGCUUUCUGUAGAAAUCUCUGGUUUGGGUGGGUUUUGGGAUGGGUGUGAGUAUGGUAAUGAGGAAUGAUUUGGAAGCAAGAAUGAUGGGUGGGGGAGAGGGCGCUGCUCUUACGAACAUAAAUUAAUUUGGUAACUUUUAGGCACAUCUGGAUUCAUGAGUUCUUUUUAUUCUAGCUUUGCUUGUCUGAACCCCAGUUUUCCAUAGAGAAAUAUCGAAAAGCCAACCAGCUCCUGCAGUUCUGGCACUAUGGCCCUGGCCCAGCAGGACCUUCCAUUUCUAAGAGAGAUAUGAUUACCUUACUGGAUGAAGACGGGAAGGAGCCCGAGAUAGUUGUGAAGGAAGGGAGAAGACAUUGUCCUGAUUUGGAGUCCAGAUUCAAGACCAAUACUUUAUCUGCAGACAAGGACAUUUAUGAAGUAUAUUCAUUACAAUGGGAGUUGAUGGAGAAAAUUAAAAGCCACAGUCCUCAAGGUUCUGUUCUUAAAGAUGAUUGGGAAUGUGAAAGCAAGAUUGAGCGACAAAAGGAACCACAGGGGGGUUAUUUUGGGCAGGUGAAAAUUACCUCUGAAAAAAGCACACACAAAAAGCACAGUUUCCUUGCUGAGUAUCAGAAAGUUCAGAAUGGAGAGAAGUUCUAUGAAUGUAAAGAGUGUAGGAAGACCUUUAUCCGCCGCUCAACGCUAAGUCAACACUUGAGAAUCCAUACUGGUGAGAAACCUUAUAAAUGCAAGGAAUGUGGGCAACCCUUCAGACAGCGUGCACACCUUAUUCGACACCACAAACUUCACACUGGUGAGAAGCCCUAUGAGUGUAAGGAAUGUGGGAAGGCCUUUACAGUGCUCCAAGAACUCACUCAGCAUCAGCGACUCCAUACUGGGGAAAAGCCGUAUGAAUGCAAGGAGUGUGGAAAAGCCUUUCGGGUCCAUCAGCAGCUGGCUCGACAUCAGAGGAUCCACACUGGGGAGAAACCCUAUGAGUGCAAGGACUGUGGGAAGACCUUCAGACAGUGCACACACCUCACUCGACACCAAAGACUUCACACUUCUGAGAAGCUGUACGAAUGUAAGGAGUGUGGAAAAGCCUUCGUGUGUGGCCCUGACCUUCGAGUACAUCAGAAAAUCCACUUCGGUGAGAAGCCCUAUGCAUGUAAGGACUGUGGCAAGUCCUUCAGAAUAUGCCAACAGCUGACUGUCCAUCAGAGUAUCCAUACUGGGGAGAAACCCUAUGAAUGUAAGGAAUGUGGGAAGGCCUUCAGAUUGAGGCAACAACUUGUUCGCCAUCAGAGAAUCCAUACCCGUGAGAAGCCCUAUGAAUGUCUAGAGUGUUGGAAGACCUUCAGUAGUUACUCCCAACUGAUUUCACAUCAGAGCAUUCAUGUGGGUGAGAGACCCUAUGAGUGUGAAGAAUGUGGGAAAGCCUUCAGACUGUACUCACAGCUCACUCAGCAUCAGAGUAUCCACACAGGUGAGAAACCUUAUGAAUGCAAGGAGUGUAGGAAACCUUUCCGCCUGCUCUCACAGCUCACUCAGCACCAGAGCAUCCACACGGGUGAGAAGCCUUAUGAAUGCAAGGACUGUGGGAAGGCUUUUAGACUUUAUUCAUUUCUUUCUCAACACCAGAGGAUCCACACUGGAGAGAAGCCCUACAAAUGUAAGGAGUGUAAGAAGGCCUUCAGACAGCACUCACACCUCACCCAGCAUCAGAAGAUCCACAGUGGAACUUAAGCAAAACCUCAGUUCUAUGUCAUGGUGCAAAAUGUCAGGAAAUCCAUUUUUGAGAAUAAUUUAUUUCAUGCUUAUAUAAGUAAGCAUAAGAAAUACUAUGUUGCUUUAAAAGUUCUCCAUUCUCACUUAACUGUUACCUAUCUUCAGCAAAUUCCUCUGAAGGAAUAAUUUGAUGAUGUAGGAAAAUCUUAGCCUUAUCAGUUGUCAUCCCCACCUAACUGCUCUCUUACCAUUGUGAUACCGGACAGGACACUAAAUAUUAAUGCCUUGUUUUGCUCACUGUCAAAAUGGUGAUAAUAGUACUGAUACAUGUUAUUUAUUGUUAUAUAACAAAUUACUAGAAAAACAGUAGUUUAAAUAAUAUAUACUUAUUAUUUAAAAAUUUCUAUAGAUUGAGAGUCCAGACAAGCCUUAGUUGGGUCUUCCAGGUUUCAGCUAAGGCUUAACUAGAGAAAGAUCCACAUGAAGGGAACAAGUUAGACACCUACAACGCCUGAAUUCUUUGAGAGCUGACACAUUGAAGUUCCUGACCACUGCUGGUUUUGGUUCUGGAUUUUGUUUUGUUUUUUUUUUUAGACAGGGUUUCUCUGUGUAGCCCUGGCUGUUUUGGAGCUCACUCUGUAGACCGGGCUUCCCCGAACUCACAGAAACCCACCUGCAUCUUCCCCCGAGUACUGGGAUUAAAGACACGUGUCACCACUGCCCAGCAAAGCUGUUGUUUUAGUGAGAUUGUGGAAUCCAAGAAAGAUGGCUGCUAGCAGGAUGGAAGUCAGCUAGCAAGAGUGAAAUUACAAUCUGUGUAAUCUAAUCAUAAAAGAAACAUCCCGUCAUUUUACCACCUUCUACUGGUUAAAAUAAGUUCUUAGGCUCAAGAAGAUUGCAUGAAACUGAAUACUACAAGACAGGGGCCAGGGGCACCAGUUUAGAGCCCUCCUGCUGUGCUGCGUAUAGAAUUGAUUUAAGAAUGCAGUAGUGGGCCGGGCGGUGGUGGCGCACGCCUUUAAUCCCGGCACUUGGGAGGCAAAGGCAGACGGAUCUUUGUGAGUUCAAGGCCAGCCUGGUCUCCAAAGCGAGUUCCAGGAAAGGUGCAAAGCUACACAGAGAAACCCUGUCUCCACAAACAAACAAACAAACAAAAUGCAGUAGUUAACACUUGACAGACUAACAGUUAUAGUAGCAUGUAUCCUAUAAAUAACGCAUAUGAUUGUUAUCAGUAUUGUCGGGUGGUAUAGAAGGAAGAUGAUCCUGUGGAAGAAUAAAUGUAGAAAUGCUUCCUGUCACAUCUUUGCAGUUAUAAACCUCAGUUUCUUCUAAGUCAGAUCUAGGAGAUUAUAGUAAUUGGAAGAUUUCUGUCACUUGAGCUGCAUCAAAAACUUCAUGAUAAAAGAGACUGAAUUUCAUGAAUGUAGGUUGUUAAAACUUAACUGUAAAGAAUCAGAUGAAAUGACUUCUUCAAAUUAAAAAAAAAGAUCAUUUAGA